ACUCCCGGCACCACAGCCCUGGCCGGGUCGGGCGGUAACUGGAGACCAGUGAUUUUCCAGAUGAUACCUGUGAUUCUCGGCGCCCUCGUUUAUCGAGCGUUUGCCAAGGUCGGGUCCUGGGAUGCAGCCCGGCAGUGAUCGGCUCAGCCUCCCUUCGAGGGCGGACGAUACAGCAUUCUGAUGAGCCUGAGACUCACCAAAGUUGUAACAGAGGAGGUCGUAGAAUAGGACACUGGUCCUGGGGUCCUGGGAGCGCUGGUAAAUGGGCUCUUACUGGCCAGUCGAAGGGAGGGAGGAUUAAUUCAGAGUAACUGCCUGUCCGAGGGGGCGUGCUGGGUAGGGACUGGGGGUGGUGACAAGCUGGAAGGGCCAGUGCGGCGGUGGGGAAAUGAGCGCGGUCUGCAGGGGUGAGCUAGGAAGCGGAAGAGAGAGGAAGGUCUCAGAUCACAGAGUUUGGGACCCCGUGACAUAAAGGGACUUUAUAGCAGGGCAAUAUUUGGUGUACAUUUUGAAAAGAUCACUUUGACUCUCGGGUGGAGGCUGGAUGAUAGGAGGGAAGGAAUUGUGAGGCGACCUCUUCUAGGAGGUCACCGAUGUUGAGGAGAGAAGGUGGCCAACGGCGGUGGCAGAGUAGGUAUGGAAGAGAAUUGGACCCUUCAAAAGGAUACUUAAAAGUUGAGAAGAGUUUUGCAUAAGAUAUGGGAUUUGAGUGGGAGUAGCAUCCUGCUUAUCUAUGCAAUGCAGUUAACACAUCAGCUGGACCUAUUUCCUGAAUACAGGGUGACCCUUCUGUUAUUUAAAGAUGUAAAAAAUGCUGCGGCCUUGAGAAAAAAGGCCAUGGAAGGUGCCAUUGAUGGCUCAUUAAUAAACCCUACAAUGAUUGUUGAUCCAUUUCAGAUAAUUAUGGCCGCAAACAAAGCAGUUCACCUCUACAAACUGGGGAAAAUGAAGACAAGAACUCUAUCUACUGAAGUUAUUUUCAAUCUUUCCCCAAAUAACAAUAUUUCAGAGGCCUUGAAAAAAUUUGGUAUCUCAGCAAAUGAUACUUCAAUUCUGGUUGCUUAUAUUGAAGAGGGUGUAAAACAAAUAAAUCAAGAACACCUAAUAUCUCAGGUAGAAGGUCAUCAGGUUCCUCUGAAAAAUCUCCCUGAAAUAACAAAUAUUACAGAAGUCAAAAAGGUAUAUAAACUAUCUUCACAAGAAGAAAGUAUUGGAACAUUAUUGGAUGGUAUCAUUUGUAGAAUGUCAACAAAAGAUGUUUUGUGAAAUGACAGAAAUAUUAAAAAAUUUUCAGCUUUUAUACAAAA
This is a messenger RNA of Bubalus bubalis (water buffalo), 1307 nucleotides long. RefSeq names its product TP53RK binding protein (gene TPRKB). Gene Ontology annotation, biological process: telomere maintenance via recombination; tRNA threonylcarbamoyladenosine modification. The coding region runs from base 739 to 1266 and encodes 175 amino acids. The transcript is spliced from 5 exons. Lineage: Eukaryota; Metazoa; Chordata; Mammalia; Artiodactyla; Bovidae. The record is from RefSeq and is a predicted model, not a curated record. Gene Ontology annotation, cellular component: nucleus; cytosol; EKC/KEOPS complex.